Protopterus annectens (West African lungfish) is the source of this 1397-nucleotide messenger RNA. Its product is annotated as lysosomal membrane ascorbate-dependent ferrireductase CYB561A3. The record is from RefSeq and is a predicted model, not a curated record. Gene Ontology annotation, molecular function: oxidoreductase activity. NCBI's taxonomy places the organism in Eukaryota, Metazoa, Chordata, Ceratodontiformes, Protopteridae. The coding region runs from base 198 to 953 and encodes 251 amino acids. Gene Ontology annotation, cellular component: lysosomal membrane. The transcript has 6 exons.
GGCUUGCUUUCAGGUUAGACAGCGUAGUGCAAGUUGCAGUAGGGAUUGGUUAUAGUCGUGUCACGAAUUUGUUAUUGUGCUGAGUAACAUCUGUCUGUAGACACAGCUGCGGCUAAAUAAAUAUUUUAGGAACUGUUUACAAGUGUCUCGUACUCACAGGAACGUCAGGCACUGCUGCAAGUUGCCCUUUACGUGAGAUGGAACAGAAGAUGGCUAAGAUGAGGCCUGCCGCACGAUUCUACCUGCUGUAUUCGUGGUCACUGCUACUGGGAUUCAUUUGUGUCCUGUCUGUUGUGUACUGGAGCUAUAAGUGGCAUGGUGGUUUUGCUUGGGAUGGAACACUCCAGCACUUUAACUGGCACCCAGUGCUUAUGGUUACUAGCCUUGUAAUUCUCUACGGCAAUGCUAUCAUCAUUUACCGUAUUCCCUCCUCUCAGUCUGGAAGCAAACUGCCCUGGAAGAUCCUUCAUGCUGGAGUGACGCUGGUGGCUUUAUUGAUGUCUGUUGUGGGUCUGGUUGCAGUAUUUAUGUUUCAUGCUCAAUCUAAGAUACCACACCUCUACUCUCUGCAUAGCUGGGUGGGUUUGUCAGCUGUCAUCCUGUUUGCAUGUCAGUGGUUGUCAGGGUUCAUGUCCUUCCUCCUUCCAUUUGCUCCACCCUGGUUCCGGAGACUCUACAAACCCAUCCACGUGUAUUAUGGGAUGGCAAUUUUCAUUUUGUCUUUGGCAGCAUCUUUUAUUGGUAUCAAUGAGAAGCUCAUCUUCAGCUUAAAUGGCAAGAAUUCAACCUCGUACUCCCUUUUACCACCAGAAGGCCAGUUUGCCAAUGUCCUGGGAAUGCUGUUGAUGGGAUUUGGGUUCACGGUGAUGUGGAUUCUCAACAGUGUGCAGCGCCAGCCUUCAGUACCAGAACAUACCGAGGAUCGACAGCCCCUCCUGGAAGGUGAUGACUGAAAUAGAAUGACCUGCUUGUUAGUUUUGAUGUUGCCAACGCCAAGAAAAACAACUUCAUACCAUAUACAAGGAAAAGAAGGAAGUGCCUCAGUGUGGUUUCAUCACAGAUGAUUGUGCAUGUCUGUCAGCACUUAACAAAUGUACAAUUUAUUGCUUUGGCACAGAUUGCUUCCUUCUGCUGCUAAGAUACUUCUUUGCUGGUUCCAGUGCUCAACAGUAAUGGGUUGAGUUUAAAAUGAAGUCUCAUCACCAAGCACUAUGCAGGCAGCAACAGACUAAAUUCCAUCUUAAUUGAAACUGUUGUCUUCUUCUCAAGUACAUGCAGGCAUCUGGCUAAGUGAUAUGCAUCAGCUGAUUCUGCAGAAGAUGUCCCAGAGUUAUACAGUGGAUAUAAAAAGUUUACACACCCCUGUUAAAAUUCCAGGUUUUUGUGAUAUAAAAAAU